UUAUCGAAGGGUCGAAAGUCGUUAUCGCGCGAUGACGAAGGACGCGCGAUAGAGUUAGAUUGACUACGUCACCGUCGCUAUUUAUUUAGGAACGGAGCGACGAAGAUCGCUUAGAAAAGAAUGGAAACCGUUUUGGCCGUGGUGGCGCUAAUAGCGAUCUAUUCCGUCCAUCGUCUCUUCGCGCGGGCCGGCGCAGACGAGAAGUCAACUCGUACAGGUUUGGUCUUCGCUGCGAAACACGCGUUGGCAUUCUUAUACGUAAAAUUGCUGAGACUAAUCGGUAAGAACAGGAAGGUCGAAGAGGACAUUUAUGGAGAAGUUACAAACGACUGUGUGUCGCUAGGAGUGUUGCCUCAUUCUAGAGAAUGGGAAAACGAAUUACCUCGUCCAGACCAUCCGUCUUCUCAGAGAAGCGACGAGAUCGCCUUCCACGGUGUCAAUUCGAAGGGAGCGUGUCUCGUGACGUAUCUGAUUCGAAGAGUGGACGAUUUUGCCGACGUUUGGCUGUACCUGAAACUAGAAGACGGUCGAUGUUACUCUCUGUUGCGUCAACCCAUCACCGCCAAUUACGUCGGCACGGAGCAUUGUUUCGCGGCUCACGGACUGUCGGUCAGGUGUCUGAGUCCCAUGCGUCGCUGGAGAAUUGGCUUCAAUGGACUCCUCAAGACUGUACCUGCUAAGGAUCCUCCGACCGUAACCCACGUGAAAUUUCAGUUUACGUGGAAUGCCACCAGCAGCGUCUACGACUUAUUUUACGACACUCCCGUCGAUCUAGUUGCUUCGGCUAUGGCCGCGGAAAAGUGGAAAAGUAAUCUUCCCGACGUAGAAAAACUGAAGACGAUGUUAAACAAAUACGAGCAAUGCGGAUGUUUAAUGGGAACUGUCACGGUCGACGGCAAAGAGGAGGAGCUGCAUCUGUGGGGAACCAGAAGCAGAAGUUAUGGGACUCUACGAACUCAACCCUCUUAUCAUCAUUUGCAUCUGGUCGGAAUGGGGAAGACGGGUGAGACUGUCAGCAUCGGCGCUCUGAACGUCCCCGAAGUGAUUUCGGAUUUCAAGUAUGCAUUCGUCACGACGGGCAACGGCUUUCUCUAUCCGAUCGACGUUUCCGACGUCAGUUUGAGUCGACUCUACUUGGACGGACUCCCUCCCACUGUCAAAGUGGCACGAAUACGAGCCCACAAGAGAUGGUGGAAGAUGAACAUCGACGGGAUGGACGCCAAGACAAGUAUCGGGACUACCUACUUCUCCGAAUUGCAAUUGUCUUCGGCCAGACUGAACGACAAGCAAGCACGCAGCGUCUGUAUCUUCUAUCACAAAUUAAGACCAGAAACGAUAAGAGAGAGACACGUGCCUCGUUUCGUCCCUCGGAUCAAAGAUAACGAAGAAGUGGGGGCAAUUUUGGUGACGUCGUUGCAAAAUUCGACAACGAAUCAAUCGUCGAUCCUCGGGGGAAAAGGAAGUUCUCUGGUCGAUUUACAUCAAAUUUCCGAUAUUGAAAACAGCUUUUCCGUGCCGAAAGGAAUCGUAAUAACUUUCAACGCGUAUCGAGAGUUAAUCAGAGAUGAAGGAUUACUUCUUCGGAUUUCCCAAUUGGAAGAUGCCGCUUGGGGUAAAACUGGCGAAGACAUGAAAGAAAUUUGCUCACAAACUGUCGAAUACCUGAAAGAAUAUUCUUUACCCGUGUCCUUGGCUUGGGUUCUCCACGAGAAGUUCAUUCAAGUCUUCGGAACAGAAUAUACGUCACUCCCCUUUGCCGUCAGAUCUUCGGCCCAGGGAGAAGAUUCCGAAGAUUUAUCGGCCGCGGGGCAAAUGGAAACGUUUCUCAACGUAACUGGAAUCCAAGAGACUCGACCGAUUACAUCUGUCGAUAAAGAAAACGAUUAUUCGGUCAGACGCGAGUUAGAAGGACCUUGGAAAAGCGAAUGCGAAUAUAUAACUACAGCUAAUUUAGGGUAA
Centruroides sculpturatus (bark scorpion) is the source of this 1959-nucleotide messenger RNA. RefSeq lists its product as uncharacterized. The record is from RefSeq and is a predicted model, not a curated record. Gene Ontology annotation, molecular function: kinase activity; ATP binding. Gene Ontology annotation, biological process: phosphorylation. The transcript has 17 exons. The coding region runs from base 121 to 1959 and encodes 612 amino acids. Lineage: Eukaryota; Metazoa; Arthropoda; Arachnida; Scorpiones; Buthidae.